GUUUAACAAUACCAAUCAAGAUUAAACCAGAAAGUAUUCAAAUGAACUAAUCUCAUCUUAUUCAUUGAAGUAUUCAUAUUACAAGGAACUAAGUUCUAUUCCAAAAUGUCUAACCGAAAUCCUAAUACUACUACUACUACUCCUACUACUUAUGAAUCCAUUGGUCUAACUAAAAAACAAUACAAUUUAUAUCGUCAUUUAAAUUCCGAUAAUAUGAAAUCUAUAUUAUAUCAGAAUGAUUGGAAUAUACCAUUUCAUUAUAUUCAAUAUCCAAUAUGUCAUUGUAAACAUUUCAUUCAAACAAAUAGUAAUACUACUAACAAUUUAAUAAGUAGUCAAUUAAAAGAACAACAAUAUGAAGAUUAUUGUCAUUAUAAACCUAUAUUGAAGAUUGAAUGUCCUUGUAACAUAAUAAAGUUGAAUAGAAUCAAAUCAAAUCCAUCUUGUUGUAAAGUACAUUCUACAACCUAUUCCACGAAUUGUUGUCAUAGAUACUAUCCAAAGUUAUUAUUGGUUAAUCCAUUGUGCAAUUAUCAUAAUGAACAAGUGAAUAAUCAUAGAUGUGUACAUUGUUUAUGUCAAUGCUGUAUUCAAUCGAAAUGGACUAGUUCAGUGAUUCCAUCAUGUAGUAAUUGGCAGUAUUAUGAGAAAUCUCAUGAAUGAUGGUAUUAUGGUUACUGGAUUGGAUCAAUAUAUAUAUGCAUACACUAGAUGUGGAUUCAUUUAUGAAUGAUACUUCAAAAGUGACUUUUAUGUGUUUUGGUACUUGAAAAAAUUGAUUUUAAGUUUUUUGGCAAUAAAAUUUGCUUUGAUUUCAUGUGACUUUAUUGCAUUAUACAGGACUUGGUCUUGACUUAAAUCAUGUUGAAACAUUGAAGGUGAAGAACUAUUUUAAGUAACAGGGGUUUAGUAAGAUCUCACAGUAAAUAGUAGCAAAAACCUAUUAUUUGUUUGCUAGUAUUGUAUUAUUCAAAUUACUUACUUACUUACGCAUGUUACCCCUUGUCAAGGAGAAAAGGCCGCACACCAGCAUUCUCCAUCCAAUAAUUUCCAGUUAACAUUCAUGCUUUUCAUAUCUGGUUCUAUUUCCUAGUGUAAUGUGUUCUUUGGCCAUCCUGUUUUCCGCCUUCCUUCAGGAUUCCAAGUUAGAGAUUGACUCGUAAUGCAGUUUGGUGAUUUCCUUAAUAUAUAUCCGAUCCACUUCCAACGUCUUUUCCUAAUUUC
Molecule: messenger RNA, 1224 nt
Organism: Schistosoma rodhaini
Lineage: Eukaryota; Metazoa; Platyhelminthes; Trematoda; Strigeidida; Schistosomatidae
Source: the annotation of a GenBank genome assembly